Messenger RNA from Cutaneotrichosporon oleaginosum, 1653 nucleotides. RefSeq lists its product as uncharacterized. The record is from RefSeq and is a predicted model, not a curated record. Gene Ontology annotation, molecular function: protein binding. Gene Ontology annotation, cellular component: transcription factor TFIIIC complex. NCBI's taxonomy places the organism in Eukaryota, Fungi, Basidiomycota, Tremellomycetes, Trichosporonales, Trichosporonaceae. Gene Ontology annotation, biological process: transcription by RNA polymerase III.
GCCGGAGAUGGCGGCCGGCGGGGCCGGCGGAGCGGGCCCGACGGAGGGCUGGUGCUGGCGCAGCGAGGUGCGGCUCGGUCUUGAUGGAGUCGGGCGAGGGUGGACGCAGAACGUCGUCGCGGCUACGUCGGGCCAGACCUUCCUCCGGGAAACAAAGGACGUUGUGCUCAACGUCGGAGCGCAUAACGCGCUGAAGCGCGUCGAACUGCCACUAUUCGCGUCUACGCCAAUACGGAACGUGUCAGAGUCUUCGACAGGCUUUGUGUUCAACGCCGGCGGGCCGGUAUGGGGCCUGGACUGGUGCCCAUAUCCGGAGCGCCUGGCGGCCGAGCGCGGCUGGCCGCUCUACCUCGCCGUCAGUACACUGCCGCAGGACGCGGCAAUUGGCAGUCGCUGCGCACCAGAAACGCCCGGUGCUAUCCAGAUCUGGUCUGUUCCCGCGGCUGGGGACUCGACGCCGACAUGCGAGGUCGUGCUGUGCUUCGAGGGGGGGCCAGCAACCGAAGUAAAGUGGAUGCCGCUGGGCGCAUGGGACGAACCAGACACGGCGAGCCCGAAGCUUGGCAUCGUCGCUGCCGUGCAGCUUGACGGUAAUGUGGGCUUCUACUCCGUCCCGGAGCCACAAGCUCUGCGCGCAGAGGUCGGAGCCGAGGGACCGAUCUACAUCCAAACCACCGCGCUACUCAAGAUCAGUGUUCCCGACGCCAGCGUGACAUGUACGGACUGGUUGAGCGGCUCUCGUCUCGUGACUGGCCUCUCAAAUGGCACCAUCGCGGUCUGGGAGGUCGACCUCACAAACCCGGAGCCACCUCUGCCUUCGAGCAUAACGACUAUAGGCCUCGGCCCAGUCCGCUCGCUCGCGGCCGGACGCGUACCCCCGACAACGUCGAACGGCGAAUACGACUACACUGGUGACUCGGUGUACGUAGUGUCCGCGACGUGGGAGGGGACGAUUAGCCUUACCGACUUGCGCGACCCGGCGGGCACUCUGGAGGUCAAUCGAUCACGCCUCCCCGUAAUGGCGGUUGCGUGGUCAUCACAAGCUGCGACACCGCUCUACGCCGACGUCGACUACAUGAUCACAGCGUCGCAGCUGCGCAACGACGGACCGAGCACGCAUCUGAUGGCCCCACACCGCGGCCCAGUCUGGUCCAUCGCGACAUCAGACUACCACCUGAUGGUCGCCUCGGCGGCCUCAGACGGCGCGCUCAUCCUCUCCUCCUUCGCACUAGGCUUCUACCGCCGCAAGCUCGCCGGACUCCUCUAUUACCGCCUGUACGAGCUGGACUGGGACGAGGUGUCGGGCGAGUACCGUAUGGUGGACGACUUCAAGCCCGAAACGAGCGGCAUCGAGGAGGCGAUCAAGCAUGCAGGGAAGAAGAAGAGCUCGGCCAAGGACGCACAAAUGUGGGCGCCGGAGAAGGGGGACGUGCAGACCAUCAAGACGGCAGCUUGGAACCGCAAUGUGGGCAUCCAUCGCGCGGUGUGGCACACUGGUGCUGGAAUCGGAAACGCAGGCUGGCUCGCGAGUGGCGGCUACAGCGGGAUUGUGCGCGUCGAGGUGAUCACGGCACGACUGCUGCGGUAGGCUGUUAAUGAAGCAAGUUUUGCGCGGGCAGAGGCGUAGCCAGACCGAGAUGCAUUGUAUUGAGC